AAUUACCAGUGACGUAGCGAGUGAUGUGACAUUGUUUUAAAUUUUUUUUUUUGGUUGAUGUGACAGUGGCCACAGUGUUGGGUUAAGGGUUGUGUCUGUGGGGGUUGUUGAAGGCGCAGUGACGGAAGAAGCUUCGGAAAAGUACGAAACGUCACCGGGUCUGCCGUCACUGCAGAUGGGAGUGUUUGAAGAAAGAGCUUCUCACACGCCCGGGAUGCAUUGGCAGCAGCACGAGCAGUACAUAGGCCCGGCGUACGACCCAUCCCGCGACCUAUCGCCGAACUUGCCGUCGUGCGACUCGUCAAUGGGGGACGCAGACCCUUCGGUCUCCAGCGGCAGUUCCUGCAGCACCCCCUCCAACAACAACCACCAGUCGUGCGGGUCGGACACGUGCCGGCCGCCGCCGCCGGCGCUCAACCAUCCCCCGCCGCCCCCGGGCGAGCUGUGCCGUCCCCAUUCCUCCUUCGAGCACCACAUCCCGAAGCUCGAGCCGCUCCAGACGCCGGGCACGCCGCCCACGCCGCCGCCAAGCUGCGCCGACGACGGCGGCGGCGGGGCCGUGUGUGCCGGCUGCGGCAUGAGGAUCACCGACAGGUUCUACCUCCAGGCGGUGGACAGGAGGUGGCACGCGUCCUGUCUGCAGUGCUGCCAGUGCAGGAACACGCUGGAUGGGGAGAUCACCUGCUUUUCCAGGGACGGGAACAUCUACUGCAAGAAGGACUAUUACAGGCUGUUUGGGAUGAAGAGAUGCGCGCGAUGUCAGGCCACCAUCAUCUCCUCGGAAUUGGUGAUGAGGGCCCGUGAUCUCGUUUUUCACGUGCAUUGCUUCUCCUGCGCUGUGUGCAACUCCCCCCUGACGAAAGGGGACCACUUCGGGAUGAGGGAUGGGGCGGUGUUGUGUCGGCUGCACUUCGAAAUGCCGGUGACGGAGCCGCUGCCUCCGGGCAUGUUCCCGCCCGGAAUGCACCACUAUCCGCCGCCGUUUCCCAGUCCGGAGUUCCACCACCAGAUACCUCCACCGACGCCUGUCGAGUCUAUCGGUAAAGUUCCUUUCUUCAAUGGGGCGCCCACGACGCCCAGGCAAAAGGGCCGGCCCAGGAAGAGGAAGCCCAAGGAUCUGGAGGGGAUGACUGCAAACCUAGAUUUAAACUCGGACUAUUUGGACAUGUCCUUCGGCCGUUCGCCUGGAACUCCAGGCAUGCACGGUUCGAGUCAAAGGACGAAAAGGAUGCGAACGUCCUUCAAACACCACCAACUUCGUACCAUGAAGUCCUACUUUGCAAUAAACCACAAUCCGGACGCAAAAGACCUGAAACAACUAUCCCAGAAGACUGGCUUGCCCAAAAGAGUACUCCAGGUGUGGUUCCAGAACGCCCGAGCCAAGUGGCGACGAAUGAUGCUGAAGCAGGAGGGCAAGUCCGGGGACAAGUGCUCCGGUUCGGAGAGCAUGAGCGACCUGGACCUGUACCCCCACGGUCCGGGCUCCAUGGCCUCCAGCAUCCAGUCGAUGGCGCCCCACAGCCCCCCUUUCAUCCUGCCCUCCGGCAGCCCCUCGUCGCUCGACUGCUCGUGAGAGCGGCCGCCGAAUUAGGAAAAAAGUAUUUAUUUUGGUGACUACGAAUGUGAUCGUGGACGUUGUGUUAGUUAUUGUUACUAGGAAGUGGUUUGUACUUACUAAAUAGAGAUUAAUUGGCGAGGGACACGUUUCCUAUAUUCCAGUGCAAAAAUAGUUGAGGUUAAUUAUUCAAAGUGUCCCAUCAUUAAUUAUUUUCAAGACAGCACAUGCACCAAGUCACAUGGAAUCCAUCAGUGUCAAAGCGUUUUACUAUUUUUGAAGCGAGCGAAAUUUUCGGUUUCGAGGAGGAAAAUAAACGACAAUAAUUUUCCA
Messenger RNA from Tribolium castaneum (red flour beetle), 1888 nucleotides. Its product is annotated as apterous a. Lineage: Eukaryota; Metazoa; Arthropoda; Insecta; Coleoptera; Tenebrionidae. Gene Ontology annotation, cellular component: nucleus. The record is from RefSeq and is marked provisional. Gene Ontology annotation, biological process: regulation of transcription by RNA polymerase II; neuron differentiation. Gene Ontology annotation, molecular function: RNA polymerase II transcription regulatory region sequence-specific DNA binding; DNA-binding transcription factor activity, RNA polymerase II-specific.